UGCUGGAUGGUUUACGUAUUAGAACACCGUAUUCGACAUACAAGAUGGACUUCACCGUGCCAAAAGAUGUCAGUCCUGAACUGGAUUUACUUCUUACCCGUCUAGCAAAAGAUUUUCAUGAUGGAUAUUUAACUGAAAAAGGUUAUAUCAAAAAGAGAAUGGAGCUACUGGGAGUUAUGGUCUCAGCUACUUCUGAAAAUCACACCGAACCUAAUACAGAGGGGUUACAGACUGUUAGUACGAGGCAAUCGGCUUCAAUUUCAGACAGAGCCUCCGAAGAUUUUUUCAGACCUUCACACACUAUAUCUCAUUCAGUCGAUGAAAGUUCAAAUGCGCAACCUGUUUUAUAUGAUGACGAGUUCCUAGAAAAAUACCACAAUCUGGGAAGCACUUAUGAUUCUAAUAUAAGGAGAGAAUUACAGAAACCUUUAGAUCCCAGGGAUGUUUCUUCUCAUAUUGAAAACGCAAAUGAGUUUGACAACUUGGCUAUGAUUUUACGUAAACGAGCAAAAAUAUACGAGAAAGAACCAGCAGUUUUGGUCGUUGAUGAGAAAGGAAAAGAAAGCAAGGUAAUCACCUGGGACAAGCUAUAUUACAGGGCAGAAAAAAUUGCCAAACAGAUCAAAAAUAAAGUAGCCCUUUAUCCAGGAGAUCGAGUGUGUUUGAUUUAUCAAAAUGUUGAAAUAAUAGAUUUUAUGGUGGCAUUUUACGGUUGUUUCUUAGCCGGUGUUGUUGCCGUUCCCUUAGCCAGUUCAAUGCCUUCCAAAGAGUUGGCAACUGUGAUGAGAAACACUCAAUCUCAUCUUUGUUUGAUGUCUGAUUCUGUACAUAAGUAUUUUGAAAAACAAUCCAAACAAACGAAGUCGGUUCUUUGGCCGAAAGGUAUGAUUGUAUGGAAGACUUCAGCAUUAGGCACGUACAAGCCAUCUAAAAAGGAUGGAGACCCUCCUUUGAAAAUUUCAGAUCUUGCUUACAUAGACUAUUCAAAGGGAUCAUCGGGUGAAUUAAGGGGAGUUGUCAUGUCUCAUCGAACAGUCAUCAAUCAAAUGAAAAUGCUAGACAAAAUAUUAUCCACCUCACCAAAUAUAGUAUCUCCGUUAACAAGAUCAACUUUGAAAUCAACUCGCCCCAAAAACAGUAUUUUGAGUACUCUGGAUGUACGAGGAUCCAUCGGACUAAUAUUUUCAAUGCUAUUUACUGUUUACAGUGGAAAUUUGUUUAUAUGGCUGCAAUCAAAAACUGCUGAAGUUCCAGGUCUUUAUGCAAAUAUGCUCUCUUGUUAUAGAUCCUCUAUAACAUUAACUGAUUAUUUCACAUUGAAAAACGUGGUUUAUAAUUAUCAAUCCUUUCCCCAAAACACUAGGACUUUCAGCAAGAAAAAAGUUGAUCUAUCUCCACUUUGUUGGUGUUUAAUAGAUUCAUCAACAGUAGAUUGCGAAUUCAAUGAGAUUUUAAGUGAUCGAUGGCUCAAGCCUCUGGGAAGCAAACAUAGCAAAAGAAUAAUUUCUCCUAUACUCACUUUAAGUGAACACGGUGGUGCCAUUAUAUCUAUGAGGGAUUGGUAUGGAAACGAAGAUCAAUUGGGAUGUAUAUUCAACAAGUCUGAGAAUUCAGAAACAUUAGACGAAUUUGGUGAUGACGAUCAUGCCGAUAGAUUGUCUGAAGUUAUGAUUGAUAAGGAAUCUCUCACUACAAACUCGGUCAAAGUCAUUAAUGAUGCACCAAUAAAUUACUCUCUAGCCGAGUCCAACUCUGAUUCUAACUAUAUUAGGGUGGGUGCUUUUGGAUACCCUCUUCCAGAUGCAACUUUGGCUCUUGUAAAUCCGGAAAGUAAGGUCUUAAGUAGCUUGUUAGAGGUUGGUGAAAUAUGGGUGGAUUCAAAUUGUAUUUCUGGUGGCUAUUGGGGCUUGCCAGACGAAACUGAGGCAAUAUUCCAAGCCGAGUGUUCCGAUUAUGAAGGCAUCUUGAGCUUGAAAUUUGUUAGAACUGAGCUGCUAGGUUUCAUUUAUAAUGGAAAAAUUUACGUCCUUGGGCUGUAUGAGGAUAGGAUAAAUCAAAGAGUGACAUGGUAUGACCAAUACCUUGGAAUGUCUACAGAUGAUAACAACAAUCAACUUUUACCUGUCAUCAAUGACCGUACAAAGUCUAUGACUUCUGAUGCCGAAAGUAUUUACAAAACCAUGAUGAAAAAGAAAUACAACAAUUGGGGAAGGUUAGACCUGUCAAAAAACUUGUCAAAUAAGUCUCUCUAUAAGUACCAUUACUCCAAUCACCUAGCUAAAACUUUGGCGAAAAACGUACCUUAUUUCAAAGAUUGUGCAUUUUUCAACAUGAAAGUAAAUAAUGAAUAUGUCCCUGUUGGAAUUAUGGAAUCUGGAUUGAGCACGGAUAAAUCAGUCUCUGGAAAGGUUGAACUACAAUCAAUGCUUACAGAAGCUUUAAAUUUGUUAGAAAAACAUCAUAAUGUGAGACUAUUUUUUUUGGUGGUCACUAAAGUGGGGGCACUUUCACGGACGUUGAAAAGUGGAAGACUUGAAAUUGCUAACAGUCUUACCAAAAGACGUUUCCUUGAAGGUCGCCUGCCAAGUGUUUAUGUUUCUUUUAAACCAUACAAUUCUUUGGGUUCAAUUUAUCAUGGUGAAGACUUAGUUGGUGGUAUUUGGUCACCGUAUAGUACUGCUGUCAGGAAUGACAUGUUGAGCUAUUCUGAUUUUCAAAGUUCAGGUAUGGAUACAAGAGAUUCAAGUGUUGAUGACCGGUUCCAUAUCAAUCUUACCGACUUUGCAAAUCCCAUUCUUUUAUUGCAAUAUAGAGCCAGUAAACAAUCCGAUGAGUUGGCAUAUACUAGCAUUGACGGUACAAAUGCAAAAGAAAAUAAACAGUCCACAUGGAAGAAGUUUGAAAGCAGAGUUUUUACGGUUUGCUCUUACAUUUUAGAGAAAUCAACAAUCAUGUCAGGUGACUGUGUUAUAUUAUUAUACCCUUUAUGCGAAGAUUACAUUGCAUGCCUAUUUGCAUGUUGGAUGGCUGGAUUCACAGUCAUACCACUGCCUACAUUUGCUAAGGACCCUCAGUCCAUAGAUGAAGAUGUUGAAACUUUUGUUAAUGCUGUUAAGGAGUACAAUGUGAAGGCGAUUUUUGUCAAUAACGAAACAGAGAACCUUUUAAAAAAUAAACCUGUAAGUUCCAAAAUCAGUGCAUUGGCUUCCAAGAUAAACUUGGAAAUCCCAAAGUUAAGAAAUACGGUAAAACAUUCAAAAACAUUAUCAGCGGGAAAAUCAACCUACAAGAGAAUGGAACAAUAUUCAGAGAAAAAACGUUCCAGAAAAAACUCAGAUUAUUGUAUGAUAUGGUUAGAUUUAACACCCGAUAAUGUAUGUACCAGCGUCGGGUUAUCAUUUAAAAACUUGAUGAAUAUGUGUCUCAGUUUGAAAGAAACGUGUCAAAUGAGUAGCACUGCACCACUUCUUGGUUGUGCUAAUUACACAGUCGGCUUAGGAUUUUUACAAAGUAGUAUUAUGGGAGUUUACUUGGGUGUAACGACUUAUUUAAUGUCCAUGGCUGAGUAUGGACUUCACACCAGCAUGUUUUAUCAAGCUAUAGCAAGGUACAACAUCGAAAACAUUUAUCUUACAGGUAAAAUGUUCAAGUAUGCCUUGAAUAAAAACUCAAUGGGAAAAAUUAACUUGAAAACGUUGAGAAAUUUAAUGUUAAGCUGGUCUGGUUGCCGUGCUGAUCCGUCUUUGCUUUCCAAAUUCAAAGAAACUUUAGUUCUAUCCAAUGUCAAAUCUAAAACCAUUUCCCAUAUCUAUGAUCACAAGAUGAAUCCAAUGAUAAGUACAAGAUCAUUUUUGUCGUUUGCUCCUGUUGUAUUAUGGCUUGAUCCUUAUGGGUUAUCUCAAGGCUAUAUCAGUAUUGUUAAUCCAAAAGACGCUCCAAAUGCGAUUCCAGUUGUCGACUCUGGCGUAGUCUCAGUUAACACUGAGGUAGUUGUUGUUAACCCUCAGACAGAAGAGCUGUGCAAGGUAGGUGAGUUUGGUGAAAUAUGGGUUUCAUCGAAAUCUACAGCCAGUGGAUUUGCGGGAAAGGACGACAAUUCUACCAAUAAAGAGUAUUUGAAGGGCAAGCUAAAUAACAGAAAUGGAACAUUUUUGCGUACGGGUGACUUCGGAUUUCUACAUACCAUUACAAAAAACACCGACAAAAAUAAGCAAAUCGAAAUGCAACUUUUAUUCAAUCUUGGAAAAAUUGACGAAACGUUCGAUUAUUGUGGAUUGCAAUUUUUUGCAAGUGAUAUUGAAAGGUGUAUGGAUUCUUUUGCUGGAAUGAACCGGUGUUGUGUUUUCAAAGCAGGAGAUUAUACCGUUCUAGUUGCUGCAACAUCGACCGGUAGAAGUUUAAGUACAGUCACACCGCUCAUGAUUGUGAAGCUCUUGAACCAGUUUAAAAUUGUUAUUGAUAUAAUCUCAUUUGUUGAUUCUAACGGUUUGCCAACCUCGAGAGAUGGCAUGAUACAACGUAUGCAAUUAGUUCGGAAGUGGUUAAAUAAAACACUCAAAGUUAACGAAACAUUCGGCAUAUCUUACGGUGAAAACGAAAUGAUCAAAGCCAUCAAGAUGCAAGAAUGGGUGGAGGAUAGAUUGUCGAAGUGAGCUCAUUGUAUUUAGUUUUGUAACAUAGGAUGUAAACAUAGUUGUUAAAUAUAAAUCUCGGAGAUUGUUUACGUAACAUGA
Molecule: messenger RNA, 4733 nt
Organism: Pichia membranifaciens NRRL Y-2026
Lineage: Eukaryota; Fungi; Ascomycota; Pichiomycetes; Pichiales; Pichiaceae
Exons: 1
Coding region: 45-4652 (1535 amino acids)
Cellular component (GO): cytosol
Source: RefSeq, a predicted model, not a curated record